This is a messenger RNA of Zeugodacus cucurbitae (melon fly), 1853 nucleotides long. RefSeq names its product sialin (gene MFS10). NCBI's taxonomy places the organism in Eukaryota, Metazoa, Arthropoda, Insecta, Diptera, Tephritidae. Gene Ontology annotation, molecular function: transmembrane transporter activity. The transcript is spliced from 2 exons. The record is from RefSeq and is a predicted model, not a curated record. Gene Ontology annotation, biological process: transmembrane transport; monoatomic anion transport. The coding region runs from base 150 to 1850 and encodes 566 amino acids.
UUUGUUGAUUUUUUAUUCUAAACAAAAUUUUAUUCGUGUUCAUUGGAGGUUUUAGUCAAGUUCGUGAGCUGAUUGUGUGUAAUGUGUUAAUAGUAAUUUCUAAAUUGUAUUAGAUAAGUAUUAAUUAGUCGAGUGGUGAUAAGCUAAAAAUGUUUCGCACAAAGAAUUCGCGCGGCGAAGCCACUGCCGUUGAUGUUGACGGAGGUGCUGAAUUUGUGCGCAAUUAUGCAGCGGAAGAUUAUGAUGAUGACGACAACACUUUCCACAACGACCAAGACAUUCAUCGCCGAACAGUCAACAGUAAUGAAGAUAGUGAGGUUUCCGAUACAAAUGAAGGGAGCUCUGCUGAUACGCCUCUCAUUAGUGGAGUUGAAGAUGAUGGAGAGUUUCCUAAAGCACGACAUAUAUUUGGUUUAAUGGGUUUCCUUGGUUUCGCAGUAGUUUAUGCAAUGCGUGUAAAUUUGUCCGUAGCUAUCGUGGCUAUGGUGAAUCAAACAGCCAUACCUCAGGAUAACUCCACCAGCGUCGAUGAUACCUGUCCCGUACCAACACCAACUAAUACUACUACACCGUCGAAGGAGGGAGAUUUUUUGUGGGAUGAAGCAACUCAGGGACUUGUUCUAGGAUCUUUCUUUUACGGUUAUGUGUUGACGCAAGUACCUGGUGGCCGCUUAGCAGAGCUAAUGGGCGGAAAACUAAUUUAUGGCUACGGGGUGUUGAUAACAGCAAUUUUUACACUACUAACGCCUAUCGCCGCAUAUUGGAAUCUACCAAUGCUAGUGCUUGUUCGUGUGUUAGAAGGCAUGGGUGAAGGUGUCACCUAUCCAGCGAUGCAUGCAAUGUUAGCGCACUGGAUUCCACCGCUGGAACGGAACAAAUUCGCGGCCAUUGUAUAUGCUGGUUCUAACAUAGGUACAGUGAUCUCAAUGCCACUAGCAGGUUGGCUCUGCUCUUUGGACUUUCUGGGAGGUUGGCCAUCAGCAUUUUACAUAUUUGGUUUGCUUGGCAUAGUUUGGUUCAUAUUUUGGAUGUAUCUCGUAUAUGACAAGCCAAGCGUACACCCGCGUAUAUCUUACAAAGAACGUGAUUAUAUCGAGCGUAGUAUUCGUACAAUGCAACCACGCAAUUACAACGAAUUGUUGUCCGAAACCGAAGAUGAUGUAAUGCACACAACGAAUGAAGAGAUACCGUGGAGUUCGAUUUUCACAUCACUGCCACUAUGGGCAAUCCUAAUCACACAAUGCGGACAGAGUUGGGCAUUUUAUACCCAAUUGACCGAACUACCUACAUAUAUGAGUAACAUACUGCACUUUGACAUACAGUCGAACGCAAUGCUGAAUGCCAUACCUUACUUCACCAGCUGGAUAGUGGGUAUUUUGUGCUCCGGCUUGGCCGAUUGGAUGUUGGAACGUCGCUACAUUUCGCUACUCAACUCCUACAAGUUAUGGAACUCAAUAGCGUCCAUUAUACCAUCGAUUGGACUGUUGGCUACAGCUUAUGUCGGCUGCAAUUGGGUUUGGGUCACUGUGAUGUUGGCCGGUGUUGGUUCCUUUGGUGGCGCAGUGUAUGCAGGCAAUCAAAUGAAUCAUAUUGCGCUAAGUCCACGCUAUGCGGGCACUAUGUAUGGCCUAACCAACUCGGCGGCCAACAUAUGCGGCUUCUUAGCGCCAUAUGUGAUCGGCAUAAUCAUAAAUCACCAUGAGACAUUGGCACGUUGGCGUAUUGUGUUCUGGCUGGCGGCAGCAGUAAAUAUCGGUGGAAAUUUCAUCUAUUUAAUAUUCGCCAGCGCCACUGAGCAGAGUUGGUCACGCAAUCCGCGUCUGGGUGCAGCCAACAGUGUGCGCUCUUAAGUU